CAGUCAGGUUCUUCUGAGCCAGAGAAGGAAAAUGCUGCAGAACAUCAGCCAGACCAGAAUACCUCUUCACAGGUGCAGAGUAUCAUGUCCUCUCAGCUCUGGUCUGUGAUGAUGGAGAUCUGUGAUCUGGUGGAUGGGAUUCCUGCGUCUGAGCUGCAGCGACUGUCAUGCGGGAAGGAUCUUGAGAAGAAGAGGGACAUGAGGAAACGUCUUUUGUCAGAUUCCUCGGGACAGAAGACUUGUGUGAUGGAAGGGCCUGCGUUGUCACCUUCUCCUAGAAUGUCUUCUGCUAAAACCGAUGAUUCCAUACAAAGCUCUGUGCUCACGCUGGCUGCAGACUCUUCCUCUCAUCGAUGGUCAGGGAAUGUGUUUAAAUUCAAGUCAUUUGGUACUUCAGACAAGAAGAUCCGAGACAGUUCUUUGGAUGGAAGCACCAAAUUUGGGAGCCAGACAGAGCUGAAAGCGUCAUUUCAUUGUCCGUUAGUUGAUACGACAACAAGGGACUCUUUCAGUCUUCAGGAUUCUGUGUUCUAUGAUAGCAAAUUCAACACGCCACAUAAUCAGAAACCAGUCACCUCCAGCACAUGUGCACGACCAUCUGCCCCUCCCCCACAGAUCCUGGGCAAUGAUGACCUGGACUUUGAUAUAGACAAUUUUGAUAUU
Molecule: messenger RNA, 663 nt
Organism: Staurois parvus
Lineage: Eukaryota; Metazoa; Chordata; Amphibia; Anura; Ranidae
Source: the annotation of a GenBank genome assembly